Chenopodium quinoa (quinoa) is the source of this 1094-nucleotide messenger RNA. RefSeq names its product lysosomal Pro-X carboxypeptidase-like. The record is from RefSeq and is a predicted model, not a curated record. The transcript has 4 exons. Gene Ontology annotation, biological process: proteolysis. Bases 45 to 488 code for a protein of 147 amino acids. Gene Ontology annotation, molecular function: dipeptidyl-peptidase activity. NCBI's taxonomy places the organism in Eukaryota, Viridiplantae, Streptophyta, Magnoliopsida, Caryophyllales, Amaranthaceae.
GUUGUUCUGAGCUAAUCUUCCCCAUCGGAUGUGAAAAUGAUACAAUGCUUCCGGCUCGACCGUUCAAUUUUGUCAAAUUCAAAGAAUCAUGUCGGUCAAGGUUUGGAAUUUCGCCGAAUCCACAUACUCCCAUUAGCUUUUUCAAGAGUAAGAAUCUUGUUGAGUCUCUCACGAGAUUUGGAGGAAACAUCAUCUUCUCCAAUGGGUUGAGAGAUCCUUUCUCUAGUGGAGGAAUUUUGGAUGAUCUAUCUGAUACCAUCGUUGUACUUACAACGACAAAAGGUACUAGUUGUCUUGAUUUGACCACCCCAAACAUCAAUUAUGUUGAUACAAAAUGGUUGAUAGAGCAAAGGGAAGCAGAAAUCAAGAUUUUCCGACAAUGGAUCGACCACUUCCACCAUAUUAGUGGAUCAUACACUACAGGUUGUAGUUUGGUUAUUGUUACUUGGGUACAAAUCUUAGUAUUUCUAUUUAUCUACCUAGAUUAGUUUUAAUUUGUAAUAGUCGGGUAAGAAGCUUUUAAUAAAUCAAUCAAUAACUAUAUAAUAAAAGACACACCAAUAAUGAUACAUGUCAUCUCUUGGUAUGUCUUUAUUUUUUAAAUUUUUUUUUUUUUUACAAAAUUAGUGAUACAAAUGUUAUAGAAAUAUCAUGAUUAGUUUUAAUUUGUAAUAGUCAGGUAAGAAGCUUUUAAUAAAUCAAUCAAUAACUAUAUAAUAAAAAACACACCAAUAAUGAUACAUGUCAUCUUCUAGUAUGUCUUUAUUUUUUUAAUUUUUUUUUUCACGUAAUUAGUGAUACAAAUGUUAUAGAAAUAUCAUGAUUAGUUUAAUUUUCUAAAAAUAUACUUCUGAUUCCUUAAGAAUGGUAUGAGAUUAUGAGUCCCAUAUGACAUCUUUUUACAAUGUUUUUUUGUCAAGUUAUCUGAGUAUAUAAUUAGGGGUGAGCAAACCGAAUACCCGGUCAAAAUUUUAGGAUCCGGACCCGGAAUUGGUUGGUACCGGUUCCUAAAAUUUGGAACCGAAAUUGGAACCGAUACAACCGGGUCCUAAAAUUUAGGAAUUGGAAUUGGUUCCAGCAGGUACCGAUUCCGA